GUAAAGUUGUGUAAAUAUGGGAUGGGACUAUGGGAGGCACACACACACGAGGUUGACACAGAGAGUCACAACCUUGGAAUCUGUUCUCACUCUCAAAAGGAAAAACGAAGGCGUCGGAGUGAUCGGUAGCGACAGGAAGAUGGGGGAGGAAGAGGAGAAGAGAAAGAAGAAGAAAAAGAGAAGUUCCUUGUCUCCCUCAGAAGAUGAAGGUAAGAGCAAAAGGCGUAGAACAGUGGAAGACAAGGAAACAAAGAGGAACAAGAAAGACAAGUCCCAGUCCAAGGAUCGGAAGAAGCAGCACCACAAAUCUCAUAAAUCAUCCAAACACCAUUCUGAUAAAGGAAAAAAGUCUGAUGAGAAACACAUUGGUAAACGUCACAAGCAUGAUCCUCAUUUGAAAGUUAAUCGACAAGAACUGUCUGAGGAUGACUACUUCUCCAAGAACAACGAAUUUGCUACCUGGCUGAAAGAAGAGAAAAAUUUGUUUUUCUCAGAUCUUUCGUCUGAGUCAGCACGCGACCUAUUUUCACGGUUUGUCAAAGACUGGAACAAUCAAAAGCUUGAAUCCCAGUACUAUGAGGGCAUUUCGACUGGGCCACGCACAUCUCAUAAGUGGAAAAUUAAACAAUAGUGGAGUCCUCAAACUUAUUGUUCUUACGUUUUGUUGUGGCUUCUGUAUCUACUGAUCUACAGUCGUUUCCUAUGAUAAGUUUUAGGAAAAUUAACAUCAUCCCCGUACCCCUUGUUGUUUUUCACCUUUUAUUUUUUGUUACAUGAUAAGCUAGUUGGUUUGGUUGUAGUGAAUAGUUGAGAAUGUCUAGACAAGUAUUAGAAAAUUUGCAUGCUUGAGAUUACCAUGUAUUUAUGUCAACUUUGUUGCUCAAUUGAUUCAGCACU
Messenger RNA from Ilex paraguariensis (yerba mate), 897 nucleotides. NCBI's taxonomy places the organism in Eukaryota, Viridiplantae, Streptophyta, Magnoliopsida, Aquifoliales, Aquifoliaceae. The record is from the annotation of a GenBank genome assembly.